Messenger RNA from Danio aesculapii, 3863 nucleotides. It is a transcript of the gene nckap1l, whose product is annotated as NCK associated protein 1 like. The coding region runs from base 1 to 3153 and encodes 1050 amino acids. The record is from RefSeq and is a predicted model, not a curated record. Gene Ontology annotation, cellular component: SCAR complex. The transcript is spliced from 29 exons. NCBI's taxonomy places the organism in Eukaryota, Metazoa, Chordata, Actinopteri, Cypriniformes, Danionidae. Gene Ontology annotation, biological process: cell morphogenesis; cortical actin cytoskeleton organization; cell projection assembly.
AUGGCCACCAUACUGAAGUGUCGUUCUCAAAACUGUCCAUUACGAAAGGCCCUUCACAAUGAGGGAUUUCGAAGGGACCAUGUUUAUGAGCUGUUCAACACAAUCGACGCCUGCCAGUGCUUCUUCAACAUCAUUGUGAAUUUUGACCUGACCAAGAAUUACCUGGACCUCGUGGUCACCUAUGCCUCCGUCAUCUACAUGCUAUCCCGCAUCGAUGACAAGAAGGCCAUAGUGGGAAUGUAUAACUCUGCGUAUGAGCUGUCCAACGGGAACAGUGAUCCCUCAUACCCUCGUCUUGGACAGAUGUUCUUAGAGUACGAACACCCCUGGAAGAAGCUGUCCGAGGAGUUCGGUCCACACACUAAAGCGGUGACGGAGGCUGUUCUCUCUCUGCAUCUGGUGUAUCCGCGCAGGAAUCUAACUGCAGAUCAGUGGCGCAGCGCUCAGCUCCUGUCCCUGCUUGCUUCACCUGCCGCCAUGCUGAGCCCUGCCUGCUGUGACACUAUGGCAUGUGAGUAUCUGUCCAUGGAGGUGAUGGAGCGCUGGAUCCUCAUCGGGUUCCUGUUGUGUCACGCAAGUCUCAACACCAACGCAAACUCUCAGAGUCUGUGGAAGAUGGCGCUGCGCAACGGCCUGUACAUCUGCAUCAUCAGAGACGAGCUGCUCAACAUACACAAACUCUCAGAGGAGUUCUUCGACAGUCUUAAAGGAUACAGUAAACGCAUCGCUGACAUCAAGGAGUGUAAAGAGCACGUGCUGGUCAACUGCGGUGCGUUGCGCAGAGAGAAGCGCAGCUAUCUGAGGAACGCCCUGAAGGAGCUGACUAAAGUGCUGGAGGACGAGCCGGCGCUGCUGGGACCCAAGGUGUUAUUUGUGUUCAUGGCGCUGUCGUUCUCUCGGGAUGAAGUGCUGUGGCUCGUGCGGCACAUGGAGAACAUCCCCAAAACCAAAACACCGGAGGAUUACGCCGACUCGCAGUUGGCCGAGCUGCUCUUCUUCAUGGAGAAGUUGCGCGCUCUCCUGUUGCGUCACCGAUACGUGGUUCAGCGGUAUCAUCUGCAGUAUCUGUCGCAGUACGACGCGCUAGUGCUCAACGACACCAUUCAGGGCAUGCUCGUGUGUCCAGAGGAGGAGUCUGUGCUCAUGUCCUCAUUCGUCUCCACUCUGUCUGCUCUCAGCCUCAAACACUUGGAUGCAGGAGAAGAGUUUGACCUGAAGCCACUCAGAUUGGACUGGUUACGACUGCAGGUGUACACCAGUGUGGGUAAAGCUCCUCUGGCCCUGAAGGAUUACCCAGAGCUGGCCAAGAUCAUGAACGUGUCUCAGUUUCACAGCCGGAUGCUGGACAGUGUGGAGGAGCUGCUGUGGGAGACGACUGACCUGUCUGUGCUCUGCUUUCACGCGCGUGUGUUUGAGAAGCUCUUCUCUCAGAGCAGUGAGGAUGUGUGUGUGCAGCGAUACCUCAUGGCCUUCCCGCUCGUCUGCUCACACUUCAGCCAGAGUCUCCAUCCGCUCUGCCCAGAGGAGACUGAAGAUCUGGAGAAGCAGAGCCUGAAGAUGUGUGCGUCGUUUCUGGAGGAGAUCUCGCGUCAGACCAGUGCGGUGGUGCUGGAGAUCUGUGCUGAGCAGUGGAACCUGCAUGAGAAGCUGCUGCCCAAACACAGCGCUCAGACCAUCAGCACAGCCCGCAACAAGAAGCUGAAGAAGCCGCAGCCCAAGAAAGGAGACGCGCCCAAGGAGAAGCCGGGGGCCGAGAGUCUGCGCAAGGACAGAGCCUUCGUCACCAAUCUGGAUAAGAUGCACCAGACCCUGACAGAGCUGUGUUCCUCCUUCAGCCUCUGCGCUGAUUUCUCUGUCUGCAAACACAUCAUCGUGCCGGCGGAGUUCCUGCUCACGCAGCUAGAGAUCAGACUUAACAAGGUGUUUGUGCAGAUGGCGGGCUACAAUCAGAGCACUCAUGAGAUCUCGCGUCCGUCAGAUCUUGCGUCAGGAAUGCAGGCGUACGUCAGCGCUCUACACACUCUCAGCUCCUACAUCAACAUCGACGUCUCGCGCCUCGUCAAGAGUGUGUUACUGCAGCAGACACAGCCGCUCGACUCCUACGGCGCGCAGACCAUCACCACACUCUACACCAACUGGUUCCUGGAGGGUCUCCUCCGUCAGGCCAGCAGUGCUCUGAUCGUCCACUGUCCCACCACACAGUGCUUCAUUAACCAGAACACCGAGAACGAGCAGAACUUCCACGCUGAGGAGUACUCUGACAUCGGAGGUUUGCGCUCGUUGGCUGAACUGAUCGGUCCUUACGGGAUGAAGUUUUUAAGCGAGAACCUGAUGUGGCACAUCAUAUCCCAGGUCGGAGAACUGAAGAAACUUGUAAGCGACAACAUGGAUGUCCUGGUGCAGAUGAGGGCAAACUACGAGGAUCCUGAAGCCAUGAGCGAACUCCAGAAGAAACUCACAGGCUGUGAGAAUGUGCUGAAGAGAAUGACCAUCAUCGGGGUGAUUCUGUCCUUCCGCUCCAUGGUCCAAGAGGCUCUGGAGGAGAUCAUGGACAGACACUGCCCGUUCCUCAUGAAGCCCAUCAGAUGCCUGAAGGACUUCAUCUGUCCAGAGAUGGACAUCAAGGUCACUCUGGGUGUAUAUGAAAUGGCGUCGGCCGCUGGUUUGCCCUGUGAGAUCGACCCCGCACUGGUUUCCGCAUUAGCAAACAUGCAGACAGAUAACCUGUCGGUAGAGGAGGAGUAUAAGAUCAGCUGUCUGCUGCUGGUGUACAUCGCCGUUUCCCUGCCGUCGCUCUGUCUGGAUCCAAACUCAUUCUACAGCCGCGAACACGGAGGUCACCAGAACAACAUCCACUGUUUGGCAUCUGCGGUGAACCACGUGGCAGCAGCCAUGUUCACCGUCCAGAGGAAGAACAUCCAGACGCAGAUGCAGGAGUUCCUGAAGGUGGCGUCCUCUGUCUUACUGCAGCUGGGUCAGAAUGUGGACAACAGAGAGAUCAAGAACAGAGAUUCGGUGUAUAUCCUCCUGCACAUGAUCGUGGAGCAGUCGCCGUUCUUGAGUCAGGAUAUGCUGGAGAUGUGUUUUCCCUAUGUUCUCCUCAGAAACGCCUACAGAGAAGUGCACAAAGUCUUCAUCCACACCAUGGGCUGAAGCUGGAGAACGCAGAGCCACGACUGCUGUUUGCUUCAUAGAUUAACAGAUGAACCCCGUAUGCAAUAUAUUUAACAUGUAGAGUACAAUACUGCAGCUUACAUUAAUCAUUCUGCCAGCUAUUAUCAGCAUUACACAGCUCUCUGGAAGACUGCAUUCUGAUUGGUCAGUCGUGACAUUAUAUGGUCUGUUAGUGUCCAUUUUACUGUAUUACAUAAAAUAUGCAUUUCACAAAACCAGUUUUAGCCUAAAAUUGAGAGAAAAUCUAAAAAAAGCAAAAUAUCUGAAAAUGAAAAAUAAGAGCUGUCAGUCAGAAUCUGUGGCUGCAGUACCAGACAUGACCAGCAGUUUCCAUUCAGAGUUUUCGCUUCAUUAAUGCCAUACAAGAGCGCCCCCUAUCUCUGUGUAUGUUGGAGGAUAUAUAAACUUUUGACAAUAUUUGUAGAUAAAAUAUUGUGUAGUAUGGGCAGUUUGAUAUAAAUUAAGCCUCUAAAAACAUUUUAAAAAUGUAAAUGUGGAAAGUAAUGCUUUUAUGACUCUGAUGAGUAUUCGUGUAGUAAUAACGGUUGCUCAGUAAUAUAAAUAUCAAAAAUCAGUCACCAGAUAUGGACACUGGAAAUGCUUCAGCUCUGAAAUGCUGUAAAGUUUGUCAUGUUUGCUGCAUUCAGAUCAUAAUAUUGGAUUAAAAAGGGUUGAAGGAUGACGGUAAA